AUGUCUGGUCGUGGUGGAUAUGGUGGUGGUGGCCGUGGAGGUCGUGGUGGAUUCGGUGGAGGUCGUGGUGGAUCAUCCGGUGGUGGAUACGGUGGUGGUCGUGGUGGAUCUUCCGGUGGUGGAUACGGUGGAGGUCGUGGUGGAUCAUCCGGUGGAUACGGUGGUCGUGGUGGUGGUGGUAGUUACGGAAAUCGUGACGGUGAUGCCAUCCCAGAUCAAGUUGUCGAACUUGGAGCUUUCACACAUACAUGCGAAGAAACUAUUGUUUGUAAAUUAACUCAUGCCGAUGUACCAAAAUUCAACUGCAGAGUCUUCACCUCCAACAAACAAAAGUUGGGUCAAGUUAGUGAAAUUUUCGGACCAAUCAAUCAAGUAUUUUUCAACGUUAAAUUGGACAAUGGUGUUCAAGCUUCAACCUUCAAGACAGACGAUAAAGUAUUUUGCGAUCCAUUCUCUGUAUUACCACUAAAGAAUUUCCUCGAGGAACCAAAACCAAAGGCUAAGGUUCCACAAGGUGGUCGUGGUGGUGCUGGUGGACGUGGAGGUCGUGGUGGUGCCGGUGGUCGUGGAGGACGUGGCGGUGCUGGUGGUCGUGGAGGACGUGGUGGUUUCGGAGGUGGAGGUCGUGGUGGUGGCCGUGGAGGUUCCAGCGGAGGACGUGGUGGUUUCGGAGGUGGAGGUCGUGGUGGAGGCCGUGGUGGUUUCGGAGGUGGACGUGGAGGACGUUCAUAA
This is a messenger RNA of Heterostelium album PN500, 732 nucleotides long. It is a transcript of the gene nola1, whose product is annotated as H/ACA ribonucleoprotein complex subunit GAR1/NAF1. Lineage: Eukaryota; Evosea; Eumycetozoa; Acytosteliales; Acytosteliaceae. The transcript has 3 exons. Gene Ontology annotation, molecular function: box H/ACA snoRNA binding. Gene Ontology annotation, biological process: snoRNA guided rRNA pseudouridine synthesis; ribosome biogenesis. The record is from RefSeq and is a predicted model, not a curated record. Bases 1 to 732 code for a protein of 243 amino acids. Gene Ontology annotation, cellular component: box H/ACA snoRNP complex.